Megalobrama amblycephala (Wuchang bream) is the source of this 7158-nucleotide messenger RNA. It is a transcript of the gene gli3, whose product is annotated as GLI family zinc finger 3. The coding region runs from base 440 to 5335 and encodes 1631 amino acids. Gene Ontology annotation, biological process: smoothened signaling pathway; regulation of transcription by RNA polymerase II. Gene Ontology annotation, cellular component: nucleus. The record is from RefSeq and is a predicted model, not a curated record. Gene Ontology annotation, molecular function: RNA polymerase II cis-regulatory region sequence-specific DNA binding; DNA-binding transcription factor activity, RNA polymerase II-specific. Lineage: Eukaryota; Metazoa; Chordata; Actinopteri; Cypriniformes; Xenocyprididae. The transcript is spliced from 15 exons.
GGAAAAAGAAGGGAGGCAGUGUGUCUGCUCUCCGAAAGGGAGGAGUCAGGCACAGGGAAAGGGCAGCUGGGGCUCUACAACUCAAAUCUUCCUUCCCCGAGAAACUCUGCGUUACGGUCUUUACCGCGAUAAACAUAUAGAAGUUUAACGAGUCGCUGUACUUUUGUGUUUAGACUUUAGGUAUGGGCAAAGACAAGGCGCUAGUUCAGUGCUGUGCUGCUCCUGCCAAGCGCACAUAGGACAGAAAGAGAAGACGAGGGAAGAAAGAAAAAAGUCCGCAGAGCAGUUUUUGGAGUUUCAAGUGAAGAAGCCAAGAGUCUGUUUGCAACAAGCAUCUGCUAGCGAGCGAGAAGAAAGUCUGCAAGGAGAGGACAGAAAGUUUCACAAUAGCUGAACGAGUAUCCUGUCUUGAUGAGGUACUGAGGAAUGCACAGUUGUCAUGGAAACCCAGUCCCAGACCAGUUCUGCAGCAGAGAAGAAGAAGAGAGUGGAGACCAUCAUAGCCACCAAGAGCGCCUCCACCCGUGCAGACAUCAGUGAGAAGGCCGUGGCCUCCAGCACUACCUCUAAUGAGGAUGACAGUUCGGGUUCCCCGUAUCAUCGCGAGAGGCGUAAUGCCAUCAGUGGGCAGACCACGGUUCUGGGCACAUCAGGAAAACUGAGUGAGGAACCAUCCACCUCUACAGAAGAGCGCUCCCCAUUGGUGAAAAAAGAACUUCACAGUUCCCUGCCCCACCUUGCAGACCACACCCUGCCCUAUCGGGGGACGCUGUUCACUAUGGACCCUCGCAAUGGAUACUUGGACCCUCACUAUACUACACCUCAGUUCUUUCCUGCUUUUCACCAUCCGGUACCAAUUGAUGAUAGACACACACAAGGCCGGUACAUUUACGAACCCUCGCCGGUACCGCCACUACACGUGCCUCCUGCACUGGCAGCCAGCCCAGCAUUUUCUGAUAUCUCCCUUAUCCGGAUCUCGCCGCACCGGAACCCUUCAGUGGGGGCGGAGUCACCCUUUAACCCCCCACAUCCAUACAUUAACCCUUACAUGGACUACAUCCGCUCACUGCAUAGCAGUCCCUCUCUGUCUAUGAUCUCUGCAGCCAGAGGCCUCAGUCCUGCAGAUGCACCCCACAGUGGUUUGACCACGGCAGAGUACUACCACCAGAUGGCCCUGCUUGCAGGUCACCGCAGCCCCUAUGCUGACAUCAUUCCCUCAGUGGCAUCCACAACAGGGCCUACAAGCAACGCCCUGCAUAUGGAGUACCUGCAGGCUAUGGAAAGUUCUCGAUUUCCCAGUCCUAGGUUCACAAAUCGGCCCAGCAGAAAACGACCCCUUCCCAGCUCCCCUUCCCUGUCUGACCCCAGUUUUGACCUGCAGGCCAUGAUUCGCACCUCUCCCAACUCUCUAGUCACUAUCCUUAAUAAUUCCCGCUCCAGCUCAUCCACCAGUGGAUCCUACGGACACCUCUCAGCUGGCACUAUUAGCCCUGCAUUGAGUUUUGCGUAUCCUCCUACGCCUGUAGCACUACAAAUGCAUCAGCAGCUUAUCGGUCGGCAACCGGGUAUUGUAGGUUCUGCCUUCGGACACAGUCCACCCCUCGUGCACCCAGCUCCUGCCUUUGCCACCCAGAGACCUGUUCCUGGCAUCCCCCCCUCCAGCCUGGCACCUACAGAACGUUCCACAGCCUCAAAUGACUCACAGACUAAACCCACCAGUGAGUCGGCUGUGAGCAGCACAGGUGACCCCAUGCACCACAAACGCUCCAAACUCAAAGCAGAUGAGGAGCCGCCCAGCCCUGGAGCUGUUAGCAUGCAGGAGCAAACGGAUGGAAUGACUCUGGUAAAAGAGGAGGGUGAUAAAGAGGAGGGCAAGCAGGAGCCGGAGGUAGUGUAUGAGACCAACUGCCACUGGGAAGGUUGCUGCAGGGAGUUUGACACCCAAGAGCAGCUUGUGCACCACAUAAAUAAUGACCAUAUCCAUGGAGAAAAGAAGGAGUUUGUGUGUCGCUGGGAGGAAUGUUCAAGAGAGCAAAAACCCUUUAAGGCCCAGUACAUGCUGGUGGUGCACAUGCGCAGACAUACAGGAGAGAAGCCUCAUAAAUGCACGUUUGAAGGCUGUUCAAAGGCUUACUCCAGACUGGAGAACCUCAAGACACAUUUGCGGUCACACACAGGAGAGAAGCCCUAUGUGUGUGAACACGAAGGUUGCAACAAAGCAUUUUCUAAUGCUUCAGACCGAGCCAAACACCAGAAUCGCACACACUCCAAUGAGAAACCCUAUGUGUGUAAAAUCCCUGGCUGCACUAAGCGAUAUACUGACCCCAGCUCUUUACGGAAACAUGUUAAGACUGUACAUGGUCCUGAAGCCCAUGUCACCAAGAAACAGCGUGGGGAUACAUACCCGCGACCCCCACCUCAGCCACGAGAACCUGGAGGUAAUGGACAAAGCAGGUCACCAGGACAACUGCCUCUCGGAGCGAUCACGGACCAAAGGGAGUAUAACCAUGCUACCUCGAAACAGGAUGAAUGUCUACAAGUCAAGUCAAUCAAAACAGAAAAGCCCAUGACGUCUCAGCCAAGCCCUGGCAGUCAGUCUUCAUGCGGCAGUGACCAGUCCACCGGCGGCCCCCAUAUCGGCCGUGGAGUCCAGCUUGCUGUAAACAGCAUUGGGCUUGUGGGGGAGGUGGCAGUACUUGAGGACCAGGAAAAUGAAGAGGAGGAAGAGGUGGAGGAAGGAGAGGGAGAGGAGGAGGAUGCCCCCAUUAUGGACUCUACAGUAUCCACUGCAACAGCCACUGCAGCAACACUAGCUUUGCAGACACGCCGAAAUGUAGGACGGCCCCUACGCUGGAUGGAACAUGUUAAGAUGGAGAGGUUAAGGCAGGUGAAUGGAGCUGUGCCUAGGCUAGGACAUCUGUCCCCAACACCACCCCCUAAAGGCCAGGCCCUGCCUGCCCUCACAGGAAAGGGUUCAUGCCUUGGAAGGAGUAAUUCUUUGGGAUUGCCCCAGCUUCCUUCACGUCCUGAACCGUCCAACACAGAGCUGACAGUUUUGAGUUUGCUGCAUGAACGGCGGGACAGCAGUGGCAGCAACACCAGCUCGGCUUACCUGAGCAGCAGCCGUCGCUCCUCUGGCAUCUCUCCCUGCUUCUCCAGCCGCCGAUCUAGCCAGGCCUCGCAGUCUGAGCACAGCCAUCAUCGGCGUAUCCACAAUCUCAGUGCCACUGACUCUUAUGACCCUAUCUCUACUGAUGCCUCCCGACGCUCCAGUGAAGCCAGCCAGUGUGGAGGUGGAGGAGGAAGUUCAGGUGGGAUGCUGUACGGUGGAAGCUGGGGUGGUGGUGGAAGUGGAGGUAUUGGAGGAAGUGGUAUGGGAGCAAGAGGUGUUUUGAACCUCACUCCAGCUCAACACUAUCACCUGAAGGCCAAAUAUGCAGCUGCUACAGGUGGGCCUCCUCCCACACCCUUGCCCUACAUGGAGCAAAUGAGCCUAAAAACUCGCCUGACUUUGAUGGGAGAUGGACAGGACACAGGACAGCUUACACUACCACCACUGGUCAGGCUACGUCGCUGUAGUGAUGGUACGCACAACUUACAAGGCAGUCAAGCAGUGUUUCAACGGAGAGGACUGUACCCUGGUGAAGGUCCAGGGAAUAGUGAUCGUAGAGCCAGUGACCCUGUGCGCCCACGGGAUCCUAGUGCUUUUGGCUUGCCACAGGUACAGCGUUUCAGCAGUCUAAACAACAUGAAUUCAUUACCCCAUCUUGGUAGUAAUCAUUACUCAGAUGGAGAAGAUCACAGUCUGAGCUGGCAGAACUACACCUGCCAAGUAGGUAGCUUUCAGAAGAGUCUACACUCCCCAUGCCCUCCUAGCAUCAUGGAGCAAUCAGCACUUGAGGAAUUGGCCAUGGACCAGGAUGGUCUUCUGUUACAUGUUGAUGAAGACAUCCUACCAGAUGAUUUGGUGCAAUAUCUCCAUUCCCAAGAUCAGGAAUCAGCUCAAAACCAUAGCAGUGAUUCCAGUCCCCAUAGAUCUAGUUUUGACCAGAGUAUUGCAGAUGGCCAGAAUUUCCUCAGCCCACAACAGCAACAGGAAGAGGCAGAAGGGGAAGGCGUUAGUAAAGAUGUAAUGCCUAUCCAGUGGAAUGAAGUGAGCUCUGGUAGUGCUGAUGUUACUUCUCCCAGGCAGCAAUCUCAGAGGUGUGGAAGAUAUUCAGACCCUAGUGGCAUAGUGAGCAACCCCUUUGGUCGCUUUGGAAACAUGAUUGUGCAGCAACAACAACUGCAUACAGAUUUCAUAGAUCAACACUUAAGUCUUCAUAGAGAUGGUGUUCAACACAUGACAGAUAUGAGCUACGGGUGCAGACAUCCAGAACAGCAUCAACAAACUGCAAAACCAACCCAACAGCAGUCCAAGAUGAAUCCAGGCAUUAAGAUUGAGUCUUCCUCAACCUCCCAAAUGGAAUCACGGCAAAAUAACUUUGGUCGACCAGACUUCUCUCAUAUCUAUUUGGGCCCCAUCCGCCCUAGCUGUGCCCAGCAGACAACUAUAUCCCAAACUCACCUCCUGCAAAAUCACACAAUAACACAUCAAAUCAGCGGUAAUCUUUUGUUGCAAAGAUCAGCCAACUGCAGCUUGUCUCCGGCAACACUACUGUCUCACCAACCUCAGCCUCCUAUGUCCCACCCACCUGUCAACAGUGGCCGUAGAGGCUUAUAUCACCCACAGUUCUACUCCACUCAGCAGGUUAGCAACAGUCAAAAUGUACAUUCAUGCCAGCAGCAAAGUUUAAGAAAUGGAAAUGGCACCAAUUGCUCCCUUACAAAUCAGGCUUCAGGGCUGAAGCUUGAGGUAGAUGAUCACCUUCAAACUAGCACUUGCUCUUCCUUUCAGCAACAACAACCAGUUUUUAUUGCUGAGUGUUUUGAUACAGCAGAGUCCAAAACUUCAUCUUCUCACAACAUAGCACAGUCAUGUCUAAUGGAGUCCUUGUCAGAAGAGACAGAAACACCUUCUGAGGCUCUUCUGUCCCCUGGGGUUGAUCAGGUUACCAGCACGGUUGAAGGAAGCCCAGGUACCCUAGAUAAUGUGGGUUUAGAUAUUUGUUCCAUCCUUGAGGAUGGGUAUGAGCAGGGUAGUGUGGUGUCUGACAUAAUCAGUCCUAGUUUUCUCCAGGGUCUGUCUCGGACUUCCUCUCGACUGACUACUCCUCGUGUUUCUGCUGCAUUUCACAGCAUGCAUCCAGGCUCUAACAACAUGGCUAUAGGUGACAUGAGCUCCCUCCUUACCACCCUCGCAGAAGAGAGUAAAUUUCUGGCUAUUAUGCAGUAGUCUGUGAACGCCUCCUCCAAAAAAAAAAAAAAAAGAAAAAAAGAAAAAAAAUUGUAACAAUGUUAUAGAUAAGACAAAUAUAACAGACUUAUGCAUGUAAUGUUUAAAUGUGGGAUGAGUAAAAAGUUAUUACCUUAUACUCAUUAAAAUAGUUUAAUAGGCGAUGUUGACAAAGAGUUCACAAUCUAUUUUGAAGCUAUCUCAUCGUCCUAGAGGCAUUGACCAAUAAAACCAUAUAGAUACAUAUAGAGAGGCUAUUUUUUCUUUUAUAUCACUACAUAAUGAUGACAGGAGACACUUUCCAUCACAUUGAAACAGUAUUCUCUGUUGUUGUUGCUAUAUGUUUUGUUGUACACUGUUGCUGUUAUUUGUACAAGUGCAUGUUAUUUUUCUUAUCAAGUGAACACAGUGUCCACUAAACUGAGUAGGAUAACUCAUGUAUUGUGUACCAUUAUUUUAGAGUGCAUUACGUACUUCAAAGACAGUGUGUAUACAGACAGACUUAACUGUCAACAGGUCAAGACAGGGUCAAAUAUCACUCUUAACAAGUGUCAUAUUUUGAUUAUUCUAAUUGUCUUUUUAAGUGUCUUAAAUCAACAAUAUUUCAGUGAUUUCAUAAGUACCAAAUGUUGUUUGGAUCCAUUUUUUUUCCUUCAUGGCAAGUAAGAGGGACCAUUUUGUUGUAUAAGUGUGAAGAAUGCUAGAGCUGAUAACUCAGUAUCUUGAUUCUAGUGACUGUAUCUUUGUAAAUAAAUGUUAAUAUUUUUUUCCUCUUUAUAUUGUAAAAAAUUACAUUUUACAUCAUUUUGUUCAUAUUGUAAAUGACUGGUGCUUAUGUUAGGCAGUGCAUUAUGUGACAAUUGUGGAAAAAAAACAUUGUGGUCAUUUUAGUCAAUCUCAACAUACUUGCACAAAGAUUUUUGAAUUUGUGGCCAAAAAGCAUUGUGUCAAUUCAUGCUUAAAUUUAUCUAAAUAUAUCAGUAAUUUUUUUCUUUGUUUAUAACAGUCAGUUGUGUGCUGUUUUUGUCACAGCAGUGCAGUGCAUCUAUAGCGAGAUAUCAUAUAUGCCUUUUAGAUCAACCUGUUUUUACCUACCCAUUUAUGAUUAAAUAAGCAAAAUUAAGACUUAUAAACACCAAGACACAUCAAGCUCCACUACGAGCUAAGAGACUUUUCAGCAGUAUUAAAACUACCCUGCAGUUUCUAACCUGCAUAUGUACAGCUUUUUAAAAUGGGUACUCUGAUAAUUAGGUUUUGUUUGUUUUUGUACAGUUAAUUGAACUUUUUCUGUAGUUGUGUAUCAGUGUUUUGAACAUAAAAGUGGUAUGACCCAUUCCCAUAUGAAAGGACAAAAGGGUUUGAGCCUAAGGUAUGUGCCUUAUUAAUGCCUGUCCAUAAAAAAAGAAUCACUGCCAAAAAUAAAAUGUGUAUGGAAAGAGUGACUUCACAUGUUACAUGAAACAUGAAACUACAUUCUGUUGGUUGGGCAUUGAGAAAUGUAACAUGUAUAAACAAUGUUGGUUGCUUUGUUGUUGUUUUUUUUAAUAGCUAUUUGUUUUAUGUUUUUUCAUGCUUGUAAAUACAUAUUCAUUCUGUAAACUGUAGUUAAGAGUUUAGGUGGCAUCAGGGGUCAGAAUUAGUAUAAAUAUCCUACUCUAUAAAGCAGGAAUCCCUGUGCCCUCUCUUACAUUUAAACAGAGAGAUCAAAAUGGAGUCAUGGUGCCUAGCACCCUUAGACUGGGAACAAAUUCUCAAUGUUCAUUUUAUAUCAGAUUACAAAAAAAUGUUUGUAUUGUUUUAAUAAAAAAUAUAUAUAAAAUGUU